Messenger RNA from Eucalyptus grandis, 1647 nucleotides. It is a transcript of the gene TUA1, whose product is annotated as tubulin alpha chain-like. The record is from RefSeq and is marked provisional. Gene Ontology annotation, cellular component: microtubule; cytoplasm. Gene Ontology annotation, biological process: microtubule cytoskeleton organization; mitotic cell cycle. Lineage: Eukaryota; Viridiplantae; Streptophyta; Magnoliopsida; Myrtales; Myrtaceae. Gene Ontology annotation, molecular function: GTP binding; structural constituent of cytoskeleton.
CUCGGAAGGCGUCUUGAUAAACGCCUUUCUCCCCGUUCCUCCCUGCAUCCCCAUCCUCCGCUCGGAACCUUCUCGAAGCUUCCGAUCCUCGGCCCCGGUCCCCGUCUCCGGCCAGCGAGAGAAAAUGAGGGAGUGCAUCUCGAUUCACAUCGGUCAGGCCGGCAUCCAGGUCGGCAACGCGUGCUGGGAGCUCUACUGUCUCGAGCACGGCAUUCAGCCUGAUGGCCAGAUGCCGGGCGACAAAACUGUAGGCGGAGGUGAUGAUGCCUUCAAUACCUUCUUCAGCGAGACUGGUGCUGGAAAGCAUGUCCCGCGUGCUGUGUUUGUCGAUCUCGAGCCCACCGUCAUUGACGAAGUGAGGACCGGAACAUAUCGCCAGCUGUUCCACCCGGAGCAGUUGAUCAGCGGCAAGGAAGAUGCUGCCAACAACUUUGCCCGUGGUCACUACACAAUUGGGAAAGAGAUUGUGGAUCUCUGCUUGGACAGAAUCCGCAAGCUCGCGGACAACUGCACUGGCCUGCAGGGAUUCCUUGUGUUCAACUCUGUUGGAGGGGGUACCGGUUCUGGUCUGGGGUCACUUCUCUUGGAGCGACUCUCCGUUGACUACGGCAAGAAGUCGAAGCUCAGCUUCACUGUCUAUCCCUCGCCUCAAGUUUCUACCUCUGUUGUGGAGCCCUACAACAGCGUCCUUUCGACCCAUUCCCUCCUCGAGCACACCGAUGUUGCGGUGCUUCUUGAUAAUGAAGCCAUCUAUGACAUCUGCAGGCGCUCCCUUGACAUUGAGCGCCCCACUUACACCAACUUGAACCGCCUUGUUUCUCAGGUUAUCUCAUCCCUCACUGCCUCACUGAGGUUUGAUGGUGCCCUGAAUGUGGAUGUGACCGAGUUCCAGACCAACCUGGUGCCUUACCCUAGGAUCCACUUUAUGCUGUCCUCUUAUGCUCCUGUUAUCUCGGCUGAGAAAGCCUACCAUGAGCAGCUGUCCGUGGCUGAAAUCACUAACAGUGCCUUUGAACCGUCUUCCAUGAUGGCUAAGUGCGAUCCUCGCCAUGGCAAGUACAUGGCCUGCUGCCUCAUGUACCGUGGUGACGUUGUGCCCAAGGAUGUCAAUGCUGCUGUGGCCACUAUCAAGACCAAGCGCACCAUUCAAUUUGUGGACUGGUGCCCUACUGGGUUCAAGUGCGGUAUCAACUACCAGCCGCCUACUGUGGUUCCCGGUGGUGACCUUGCCAAGGUGCAGAGAGCUGUGUGCAUGAUUUCCAACUCGACCAGUGUGGCCGAGGUCUUCUCUCGGAUCGACCACAAGUUUGAUCUCAUGUAUGCCAAGCGUGCAUUUGUGCACUGGUAUGUCGGUGAGGGUAUGGAGGAAGGAGAGUUCUCUGAGGCCCGUGAGGAUCUGGCUGCUCUCGAGAAGGAUUAUGAAGAGGUGGGUGCUGAGUCUGCCGAAGGGGAGGAUGGUGAUGAGGGAGAAGAGUAUUGAUUUUGGUCUUCAUGAAUAUUUUCUCUCAGCAAAAUGCUGUGAUGGUCUAUGUAAUCCUUCCUUUUUAGUUUUUUUGGCUUCCUGUACUGUAAUGUGGCUGUUGGCUUUCCUUGGCACGUAUUUGCAUUUGGUGCUUUCAGGAUUAUGUCUAAUAAUCAUUUCUUGUG